AGUUCAACAUUCGCAAAGUUCAAACGCUUUUCGCUCUGUCUGGGUCAUCUCUGACCACUUGUUAUCAUCUAUCCGCUUGAGAGCAAAGAUUAUAUUCCCACACCACGGAUAUUUUUGUACCCAGUUUAUUUCCUUGUUGAUACCUCACCCCAAAGAGCACGGUGUUAAUGUUUCACGCGACAUAAAAGAGAGAGAAAGAGAGAAACACACACAUAAGAAAAUUUGAUAGAAAGUUUACAAAAGACCCUUUUAUAGAUGUGUUAUUGUUCCUUGUGCAAGAUAAUAAAUUUUCAUUGUAGUAGAAUGUAAGGUGAUUGCUUUCCCUCCAGUGAUGUUGGAAACUUUUAAUGGAUUCCGUGGAGGACAAUACAUGAUGUUCAGAUGACUGAAAGUGUCGUGGUGAAUCAUGCAAAUCAUUCCUCAGAUUUAUCACUCUAACUGAUCAGUGAAAUUCCGCGCAAUUUUCUUAUACGCCAGAAAUUGUUGAGAGUGUCUUGUCUAUAGAGUAGUUGUUUUUAUGUGUUUUCGAGAGUAGAUUUUAGAGAGGGAAAAAAAUGGUGAUGGCACAACAGAUGAAUAAGAGUAAUUUGAAGAGCAACAAACGUGAGACCGUCGUCGUCAAUACUCCAAUAAAGAAGGUUACACUAAUUGGAAAGGACGAGGAAUUGGUCGCCUCGUCGCCAGGUCGUCGGAAUUGGCGCGGUAUCUUCAUCGCCCUGCUGGUUAUUGCUGCCGUUCUGGGACUCAUCGUGUUCUCCAUUUUUCUACUUUCACCAGAGGAUGAAGGGAAUCGCAUCAAAGGGCACCAGAUUAGCAUAUCGGAUAUCUUAAGUGGUCGUCUCAAGUGGAGACCUUUCAAUGGGUCAUGGAUUAGUGACACGGAAUUGGUAUAUCGUGAUGUCGCCGGAGGAUUGUCCAUUCUCGACAUGGAGACCUUCUCUGUGCGGAGCCUCAUGACAAAUUCCUCAUUUAGACAGCUGGAUGCGAAGAAAUUCCUGGUAUCGCCGGACCUCAAUUACGUGCUUCUGUUGUCGGAUGAAACGUGGGAGGGCGCGAGGGUGCACGUGUUCGAGGUAGCAACUUCCAAUGCCUACCCACUAUCGCCGCGGGACGAGGCCAGGGACGCGCCCAGGCUGCAGCACAUCCUCUGGGCGCCGAGAGGACCUCCUCGAGCGACCCCCACGAACGCCUCGGCAGCUGAGAAUGCCAGCGCCAAGCCGCUGUCCGCAUCCCAGAUCAGCCAGGCCAUAGCUUUCGUUUUCGACAACGACUUGUACUACAAGCCCAAGGUUCAGGGUGACUUGGUGUGCCGCAUCACCACCACGGGCAAAAAGGGAGUCAUCUACAACGGCAUUCCCAACUGGCUGUACUCCAAUAUAUCAGAUCUGAAGAGUGACGCUGUCGCUUUCUCACCUGAUGGUCUCUACCUUUCGUUCCUCUCUUUCAACGACACGCAAGUCAAGGAAUAUCGAUACACUUAUGUUGGUGAGAGCUUUAGAUACCCUGAAGUCCGGUCGAUUCGCUACCCCAAAGCGAACACCGACAAUCCCGUUGUGACGGUUUAUGUGGUAAACCUGUCCGUGCUCAAGUUUAUCUUCCCUCAACCUGUACGCCUACCGAGCAAUGUUGCAGCCAACACAAGCUAUGUUGGAGGGAUGAAAUGGGCUUCAGCAACAGAUCUCUCAAUCACCUUUACGAAUAGGCAGCAAACCUAUGCCAUGACUGUCCUCUGCAGAGCCCCCAACUUCGUCUGCCGCGAAAUCUACACCGAGUUCAGCGUAGAGAACAUCACAGUCUUGCCCACGGAUCGCCCGAUCUACUCUCGGAUGCGAACCAAGUUCAAGCCAACUGCUGACACUCCGGUUUCGACUGCCAUUCCUGAGACAACGAGUCAAGCAGCAGAAGCGAACGCCACGGAUGCCAACAAGACAGACACUGCGAAGUUUGAGUUUGAAACCGGAGGAUAUGUUCUCAAGCGCCUGCCUGUUCGGGAUGGAGAGUAUGGACACUUCAGGCACGUGGUGUUCGUGUCCACGACUGAUGCCAGGACCAUUCCGCUCACGAUGGGUCGCUUCGAGGUCACUGAGAUUCUGGGUUGGGAUGAAGAUCGCGGACUGGUGUACUUCAUGGCGGCGCCCGAACAUUCCCCUGGCCAGAGGCAUCUCUACCGAAUUGACUUGAAGCUCAACUUCACAGAGCGACCCAACAGAGUCUACGUGACCACAUCCGCUCCGCUCUGCCUCACGUGCAUCAACACCAAAGCUACAUUCCAUCCGGACACGUUCAAGAUGUUCUCCGUAAAUGAUACAUUUGAUGAGGAGGAGUUCGAAGUUCCCAACAACUGUCUCUACAACAAAAUUUACUUGAGUAAAGACUUUACGUACUACAUUCAGGAGUGUCUCGGACCGGACUCUCCAUCGACCUACAUUGUGGACACUCGGUCGAAUCUCAAGGUUUUCAUCUUGCACGAUGGAUCUGAGCUUCGUGAGCGUCUCGAGGAGUUGGCUCUGCCCCAGAUUCGCACUCUUAGCGUGGAGAUGAAGGAUGGAUCCAUCGCUCAAGUGCGUCUAUUCAUUCCACCCGGCAUGCGCGAUGGCGAGGAAGUGGCUUUCCCGCUCAUUCUCCACGUGGACGCAGAACCAGGCAACCAGUUGGUCACUGAGGAGUACAGCGUGGAUUGGAAUUGGUAUCUGCCGAGCAAACUGCAGAUGAUCGUGGCUCAAAUCGACGGCAGAGGCAGUGGCUUCCGCGGGGAGAAGCUGAGAUCUGAGAUUAUAGGACACCUGGGAAACUACGAGGUGGACGAUCAAUUGGCAGUACUCAUGUACAUUCGAGACACAUUUCCCUUCAUCGACCGACGCAAGAUCUGCUCCUACGGCUGGGGCUAUGGCGGAUACGCCUCGGCCAGCGCUCUCCUGGAGGACUCCCAGCGAGUGCUGCAGUGCUCAGUCGCAGUGAAUCCCAUUGUGUCAUUUGCAUAUCACAAUUCAUACUUCACCGAGAGAUUCAUUCCACAGAAUGAGAACUACCUUCGAUCUCUGCAAGAGUCUGAUCUGAUGUCCAGGGUUCAGCACAUGGAGUCCAGAAACUUCCUUCUAAUCCACGGAACAGCGGACACACUCGUCCAUCAGCAGCACUCACUGAUCUUCGCCAGAGAGCUCAUAGAGCAGGGCAUUUCGUUCAGACAUCAGAUCUACACGGACGAGGAUCACGGUCUCGAUGGUGUGCUGUACCACGUUUAUAAGACAAUGGAGGAUUACUUCGACGAAAUGUUUGGACCACCGGAAAAGGAUGAAUGGGACCCAACCGGGCUCUUCACAUUCAAACAAUAAGUUUCCGUUUUGUCCUUCCACAUCAUUUUCGCCAGACUGUCGAUUAUUGUGAUUUUAGAUUAAUUUUCGAGUAUGAAUAAGACAAAAGCCAACACGACCAUUCAAACUUUUCACCUCUGUGUCUCGUGUGGAAAAGCCGAACAAGACAAGAGCGAACUUAAGCCAAGGGUAUUAAGCUUUUACAUGUCUCUUCACUUUGCAAAGUCUAUACAUAGGUUGCUCAGUCUAGCCCUCCGUCGUUCCGUAAAAAAGAGUUGAGGAAAUCCCAUGAAGUAUUUAGUGUUAAUGAGAUUAAAAAAAAAUAUAUGAGAAUUGUGUGCCUAAUUUACGUAAAAAAGAAUUAAGAUAAAUUUUUAACAUAAAACCAGAAAUGUGAAAUGAUAGUAGAUAUUCAACCUUAUGAUUGAGACAUUUUUACCAGGUUUUCCCCAGAAAUUAUUUCUCAGAAAUGUAUUUGAAGUGAGUGUCCGUUCCGCCAUAUCAAAUUGAUGAAGAUUGAGGCAUUGAAGAGGUGUUCUCUCAAUUAAAUCCAACCCUCGUGACAAGGAGGUGGCCGUAAAGCUGUUUAUAUGUUAAAUGUUACUUGAAGAAAUGGAAAAGGCAUCAAUAAAAUGUACAUAAAACCUUCAAUUCGGCUAGAUUUGGAUGCUGAGUGAGAGAGGAUAAAUUUGAGGACAGAGUGUAAAACCUAAAGCUAAGAGAAAAAAAAUACUUAUCGUCUGUUUAAUCAAGAG
Phlebotomus argentipes is the source of this 4066-nucleotide messenger RNA. Its product is annotated as inactive dipeptidyl peptidase 10. NCBI's taxonomy places the organism in Eukaryota, Metazoa, Arthropoda, Insecta, Diptera, Psychodidae. The record is from RefSeq and is a predicted model, not a curated record. Gene Ontology annotation, molecular function: dipeptidyl-peptidase activity; serine-type peptidase activity. Gene Ontology annotation, biological process: proteolysis. The transcript is spliced from 9 exons. Bases 555 to 3332 code for a protein of 925 amino acids.